Messenger RNA from Labrus mixtus (cuckoo wrasse), 4138 nucleotides. It is a transcript of the gene tshr, whose product is annotated as thyroid stimulating hormone receptor. Gene Ontology annotation, biological process: G protein-coupled receptor signaling pathway. Bases 312 to 2648 code for a protein of 778 amino acids. Gene Ontology annotation, cellular component: membrane. Lineage: Eukaryota; Metazoa; Chordata; Actinopteri; Labriformes; Labridae. The transcript has 10 exons. Gene Ontology annotation, molecular function: thyroid-stimulating hormone receptor activity. The record is from RefSeq and is a predicted model, not a curated record.
GAAGUCAAGCCUCCCUUCGAGUUGAAGACCACCUCCAAACCCACCACAGAGCUGCAGCUGUCCGUCCUACACACAGCAUCCACACCUCCACAACUUCUCACAGACUUCUGAGGCCCUGCAGAGGAAACUUAGCUCAACACUCUGGUGCUGCCUCACUGCAUCUACCUGCGGAUUACAAACCACAAACAAUGAUCUGAGCCCAGACAUCCUGAUUGUGAAGGGGAAAUACUGUUUUUUUUUUUUUUUUUUACUAUUAAGAGUUGAGACUGAGGUAUUAGAGGACAGACCCUGACAGCGAGCAGCUCUCCAGCAUGCAGGUGAUCGCAUGUGCGUUGUUUACGCUCCUCUUCCUCCCUAUCAGUGCCGAGCCGGAGGCUGACUUCUGCCCCAAGGGCUGCAAGUGCGAGUGGACGACUCUCACGAUCUUCUGCAUGGAUAUUGAUAUUCUCCCCAGGUUUCCAGCAAGCAUGGAGACACUGUGGCUUUUGGAGACUCGUCUCUCGUCAGUGCCUGCAGAUGCCUUUGCCAACAUGGUCAACAUUUCAAGGAUCCAUAUAUCGGUGGAUGUGACGCUGCAGAGGCUUGAGAGGCACUCGUUCUACAGCCUGAAGAAAAUCACCAACAUAGAGCUACGCAAUGCAAAAAGUCUGACCUACGUUGACCCAGAAGCCUUUAAAAAUCUCCCAAACCUCAAAUACCUGGGAAUUUUCAAUACCGGCCUCACUUUCUUCCCUGACUUGAGCAACAUCCGCUCUAAUGACCAGAACUUCAUGCUGGAAAUUGCAGACCAUCCGUACAUCACUGAGAUUCCAGCCAACUCAUUCCGUGGCAUCACGAGCGACGUGCUGACAGUGAUGUUGUACGGAAACGGUUUCAGAGAAAUUCACCAUCAUGCCUUUAAUGGGACAAGGCUAGAUCAAGUUUACCUUCACAGGAAUAAAUAUCUUACCAAGAUGGAUGACAGGGCUUUUGCAGACACCAUCAGCGGCCCUCUGCUUCUAGACGUGUCCGUCACAGGGGUCACCUCUCUGCCAACCACAGGCAUGAACUCUCUCAGAGAGCUGAAGGCGCUCAAUGCUUGGGCCCUCAAGAAACUGCCUCCCAUCAAAACAUUCAAACACCUGACUACCGCCAACCUCACCUAUCCAAGUCACUGCUGUGGCUUCAAAAACCUCAAGAAGAAACGAAGCUUUUGGGAUUACAAGGUGUGUAACCUGUCCGUUUUCCAAGACCAGCAUCACAAGCGCUCUGUGGGACCCCUCAGCGUGCCUUCCCUCCAAGGGGACAGCAUGCUGGAAACCGUCCCAGACGAUGAGCAAAACGAUGAAGGCCACAAAGAGUCCCAGCAAAACUGGAGGAGAGGCGACUACCAUGGCAGCCUCCAUUACCAGGCUUACUUCGGGGGCCUGCCAGAUGAGGAUGUGGGUUUUGGAGAGACCCUCAAGAACCCCCAGGAGGACACCAGCCAAGAUUUUAACAGUCGCUUACUCGAUUAUGUGGUGUGUGAUGAGGGAGAGGAGGUGGCGUGUGCACCAGUCCCCGAUGAGUUCAAUCCUUGUGAGGACAUAAUGGGUUUUGGCUUCCUGCGAGUUUCUGUGUGGUUUGUGAGUCUGCUGGCUGUUCUGGGAAAUGUUGUGGUGCUGUUGGUGCUGCUCACCAGCCACUACAAGCUCUCAGUCUCCCGCUUCCUUAUGUGUCACUUGGCCUUUGCGGACCUGUGCAUGGGCAUUUAUCUGCUGCUUAUCGCCUCUGUAGACCUCCACACACGAUCUGAGUACUUCAACCACGCUAUAGACUGGCAGACGGGCCCUGGCUGUGGACUUGCUGGGUUUUUCACGGUGUUUGCCAGUGAGCUUUCAGUCUACACAUUGACGGUGAUCACUGUGGAGAGGUGGUACGCAAUCACCUUUGCUAUGCGACUGGACCGUAAGCUACGUCUGCACCAUGCGGCAGCAGUGAUGCUUGGCGGCUGGAUCUUCUGCCUACUCCUGGCUUUGUUCCCUUUGGUCGGGGUGAGCAGUUACCAGAGGGUUAGCAUCUGUCUCCCAAUGGACACUCAGUCCACGGUGGCCCAGGUUUACAUCUUGUCAGUUCUGGUCCUCAACAUCCUUGCCUUUCUGGUGAUCUGUGCUUGUUACAUCAAGAUCUAUUGUGCAGUGCACAACCCCCACUACCGAUCUGGAUCCAAGGAUACCAACAUCGCCAAGCGCAUGGCUGUCCUCAUAUUUACUGACUUCCUGUGUAUGGCUCCUAUCUCCUUUUACGCCAUGUCAGCUGUUCUGGACCGGCCGCUAAUCACCGUGUCCAACUCCAAGAUAUUACUGGUGCUCUUCUACCCGCUAAAUUCCUGUGCCAACCCGUUCCUCUACGCCAUCUUCACCAAGGCUUUCAGGGGGGACAUAUUCAUCCUCCUCAGUAAGAUCGGUCUUUGUCAGCAGCGAGCACAGCUGUUCAGAGGCCAGACAGUCUCCUCGAAGGGCAGCAGCGGGACAUCUCAGGUCCGCAGAGACAAGGAUAAGUUUAGAAAACGUGGAAGAGGAAGUCAGGAAGAGGUGCCCAUCAACCUGAAGAAGUGCUGUGGACAUACCUACCACCAACCCGUCUGCCAGAAUACGAGUCAUGAAGAGAACCACAGGCUGAACACGUGAGCCAAACACCAGCUUGAGGUAGCUGAAGCAAGACAAGUUCAGGUGGGAGAGGAGAGGCCUUGAAGUGUUUGUGGACGGACCUGCUAGGAUAUUUAACAGGGACGUCCAGUAUUCUGUAUCUGCUUCAACUCUCAGGCCAAGUUCAGCUGUUUUCACAAUUUCGGCUGUGACGAUUUUAUGGUUCCAGUUGUCCAGUUUUCUGAAAUAUGAGCCCGACUUCAUCUAACUUAUGAUCCUUUCUAUUUGAAGGGUCUGGCCAGAACAAAGCUAUUUAGAGGACCAAUUCUUAAGAUAAAAACUCAGAUAUAGGAACAUAAGUAUGAAUAACAUCAAUCUUUUCAGCAUCUUUAAUUAUAUGAUGAACUUUAUCUUUAAUUAUGGCCACACAAUAUUGCAUUGAUAGAAAAGGAAAUAUAACAGACUUUUUAUGGCUAUAGUGAGGAGCCAUAUUUAUACUUGGUCAUUGUGUUUAAGGACAGCCUGCUGGCUCAGUGCGUUCAUAGUGGAAACUUUAUCAAAUAUAUGGAUGGAUAAAAACACUGCACUUCCAUAGUCUUUAUGCUUUGUAAAUACACAGUAGUGUUUGGUGGUUUAUGGACAAAAAUGGUACUAUUCUUUGUAGGGUUAUGGUUCGUUUGUAGUUUUCUUUUUGAUUUAUAAACAAUAUAGCAGGGUAUGUGAUGCUGAGAAACUGUGUUAUUAUGGUGCAAAUUUGACUAUUAUGUUGUGUAUACCUUCACCAUAUUGAUGUAAACCUUCUUGGCUAUAUAAAAAAUGUGUACUUGAGUUUGUUUUUUUAUUGCGAUUUUUUUUAAUGUAACCAAAUGCCAUUACUUUAAAUGUUCACAUUGAUUUUAAAAAACAGUUUAAAGAGGUACGUCCUCAUCUCCAGAGAGCAUGUGAUCCAAUUACAAAAGUAAACACAAGAAAUAUUUGGAUUAUUAGCAAUUUUCUACAAAUUACUGACAGGCAUGAUAAUCGCAAAUAUAUACCGAAAAAGCCAUGUCUCUCCUCUGGAAUGUCAUGGUUGUUUUUCUUGCAUGGUCGUGAUAUUUUUCCAUCCUCUCACGGAAACAUGUGACUUAUACAAUCAGCAGAGAUAGCUUUGCCUUCACUGGGGGAGCUUAAAGCAAAUACAACUGAGGCACGUUUGAGUAUCACCACUUUGACUUAUGCAAUAUUGAGCUAUUAUGAGUUAAAGGACACCCUCUUCCAAUGGCAGCUUAACAUCUGGUUAGCAUUUCAUCUGCUGGGUGACAUUUUUCAAGGCAACAUACAGAUGAACUGGAGGGACUUUCCAGGAAAAAGGGAUAAUUUCAGACGUUUUUUAAUUUUUCUUCCAAAUCUGUCAAGAAGAUAUUUGACCAGACUGCAAGACAGUUUGACUUGGUGUUAAGAAGGGGUACAAUAUUCCCAAAUCCAUAUCACAAUAAUGCACUCUCAAAGCAUCAGCAAAUUUGGAAUGGGGCAAACCUCAAGAAUGGAAGAAC